Messenger RNA from Gasterosteus aculeatus aculeatus (three-spined stickleback), 1941 nucleotides. It is a transcript of the gene eif2d, whose product is annotated as eukaryotic translation initiation factor 2D. Gene Ontology annotation, biological process: translational initiation; formation of translation preinitiation complex. Lineage: Eukaryota; Metazoa; Chordata; Actinopteri; Perciformes; Gasterosteidae. The record is from RefSeq and is a predicted model, not a curated record. Gene Ontology annotation, molecular function: translation initiation factor activity; RNA binding.
GGACAUAAACACGCGUCGGACCACCAACGUAAAAUAGCAAUUGAACACAUUUCGCGAGGCUGUCGCGUCGUGAAUCAACCUGUCGCGGCAGGUGUUCCCCUUGUGACAGGAUGUUCGCCAGGCAGUUUCGAGUCAAGUCCAACACCGCCAUCAAAGGUUCGGACAGGAGGAAGCUCAAAGCGGACGUUUCCGCGGCCUUUCCCUCGCUGACUGCCGACGAGCUCUGCGAGCUCAUCCCCAACAAAGAGGAACUCAACGUGGUGAAGAUCUACGCACACAAGGGCGACGCCGUCACGCUUUACGUUCUCCACAAAAAUCCGCUGUUCUUUGAGCUGGAGAAGCGACUUUACCCGACAGUCUACGUGCUCUGGCGCCACCCUGCUCUCCUGCCGACGUUCAGGACGUGGCCUCCGGUGCUUGAGAAGUUGAUCGGAGGAGCAGAUCUCAUGCUGCCGGGCGUGGUGGCGCCGUCAGGCGGCCUCCCAAACGUGAAGCGAGGCGACUGCUGCUCUGUCACCUUGGUGAACAACAGAGCUCCGGUUGCCGUCGGCAACGCCGCGUCGUCCAGCGAAGAGAUGCUCAGCGCGGGCAUGAAGGGGAGAGGAGUGUGCGUUCUCCACGCGUACAUGGAUCAUCUCUGGGCUUUUGGAGAUAAAUCGGGUCCUCCUUCUUUCCCGGAUGCAGAGGGCGAAGGGCAAGAGGCGAAUGGAGAGGAUUAUGAGGUCGAUGACACACAGGAGGAGGCUGAGAGGUGCGAGGAGGAGGAGGAGGAGCAGCUUUCAAGUGAAAAGGUCAAAGAUCAGCCCUGCUGCGGUAGUGAGGCGCUGAGUCUGGCCGUGCAAGAGGAGCAGAGGGCCGAUGAGGAAGAGGAGGCAGAUCAAGAAGACCAAAAAAUGCCACAAGAGACCAUGGAUGCUCUGCUGUUGCAGUGUUUUCUCCACGCGCUCAAGAGGAAGGUGAAGAAAUCCGAGCUCCCCCUGCUGACCAGCACGUUUCUCCGCAACCACAUGUUCUCCUGCUGCCCGAGUGGAAAGCAACUUGACAUCAAGAAAUCCAGCUAUAAAAAGCUGUCCAAGUUUCUUCAAGCCAUGCAAAAGCAACAUAACCUCAUUCGAGUGAAAGAACUGACCAAGGGAGUGGAGAGCAUCGUGGAGGUGGACUGGAACAAUAAAGAGCUGCGUUAUUUCAAAGUUGUCGAGGAGACAAAUGGCGACGCGGCGGCGGCGGCGCAGGACGGCGGGGAAGCAGAACCUCCUUACCACCCUCCCGAGAUCACCACGCUGUACUCCGUGUCGGCCCGGCUGGAGCCGCUCUUCCUGGACGCCAACAAGAGGAAAGGAACGAUCCUGCAGCCUGCUGAAGUGAGACACAUAGUCACAGAGUAUGUGAAGAAGAAUGAGCUGGUGGAUGAAAAUAACAAGAACUACGUCACCGUGGACCCGACGCUGUGUGACUGCCUGUUGGAGAAGUCGGAGUACCAGGAGGUCCAGUCUCUUAAGUGGGACGACCUCUUCGGCAGGGCGCUGGGAAAGAUGGCCGAGUGCUAUGAAGUCGUGUUCCCCGGACAUGCACCCGUAAGAAAGAAGGGCCACAUGGAGCCCAUCGACGUCUCCGUGGCUUCUCGGGGCUCCAAUAAGAAGGUGACUCUGAUAAAGAACCUGGACGCGUACGGUCUGGAUCCCGCCGCCGUGGGCGCCGCAUUGCAGCGCCGCGUCCAGGCCAGCUCCGUCCUACAGCCCGUCCCCGGGUCCAAGGACAAAGUCGUGGUGCAGAUCCAAGGCAACCAGAUCCACCAAGUUGGCCGUCUGCUGACGGAUUAUUAUCAAAUUCCUCGCAAGUACAUCCAAGGACUCGACAAAGCUCCGAAAAGUGGAAAGAAGUAACGUUUAAAAACUGUAUUUCAAACUCAUUUAAUAAAGGUGAUCACUGCUCUCCUGCAGA